UCUGUUACCUUUGUAGAACACCCGUGGCCUAGGCAGCACUUCUUCAGUCAACAAAACCCAAAAAUAAACUCACCCAACCGACUCGAAACCCCCUCUCACUUAUCUAAAAACUCUGGGCCCCUGUUAUCGUCUAUGGGCCAGCUUUGUACACAACAACAUACACAUACCCACUACACACAAAACAUUCUCUCCCCUACAAAAAAACGCCCCACCCAGCAGCAGUAAUGGAACAUGGCAAGUGCCCUGAAACAGAGGAACCGAAUUUGGACUCAUCGUAUGCCUUUUCUCCGGGACAAGACAUUGAGAACCUUACUUCACACAUUCAGUACCUAAAACAAAAAUUGAAAGACAAUCUUACUGGAUUCGAUUGCGAAUUUAAAUUCAUCGAAAGCCAAUCUACAAAACUCAACAAACCUAAAGAUUUCACUGCUGCUUUUCACCUAGAAAACUUUCCCAAGAAUAGGUAUAAGAACGUUUUGCCUCCCGACAAAACCCGUGUAAAACUUCAAAAUGAGACCAACUGCUCUGAUUAUAUCAAUGCCAGCCACAUUGUCAUAGAGUACGAAAAUAUCUACAGGCAAAAAUACAUCUCAACACAAGGUCCCGUCCCAAGUACCGUGCCGGAUUUUUGGAGAAUGGUAUGGCAAAACGAUGUCAGAGUCAUCGUCAUGCUAACCAAAGAGGUCGAAUCAGGCAGUAUCAAGUGCGCCAAAUAUUGGCCUGACUCAAAUAGCAUAACCUACCAAGAUAUAAAAGUAGUCCAUUGCUACACUCGCGAUGCGAACCCAGAUAUACUUACUAGAAUCUUCAGAAUCGAGCAUUUAGAACCGGGUACUGGUCCGCGUACGCUCAUACACUAUCAAUAUACAGAGUGGCCAGACCAUGGGCUGCCCUCUUCGACAAAGCUAUUUCUUGAGUUAGUCCACAGGGUCAACCGACAUUCUGGCAAAGAGCCUAUCCUCGUACACUGCAGUGCUGGAAUUGGUCGGAGUGGCACUUUUUGCACUGUUCACUCUGUUGUAAAUAUGAUGCGCAGAUAUGUCGUUGCCUUCAACAGUCUUCCAAAACUCAAUAUCGUAAAGACCGUCCUUUGCCUCAGGUCUCAGCGACCAGGGAUGGUCCAAAACAAAGAUCAAUACAUGUUUUGUUACUUUUCCAUCCAUGAAGAAUACCUCCGUUGCAAAGAAAUACUAAGCAGUUUGUCUACACCCCCUCGCAAACAAAAAUCUUGACAAUAGGUCGGAAGUAUGCAUCUCAGUUAUAGAAAAAACUCUUGCAGUCUCAAAAUCUUUAGGUUACGCUAAGUUGUUUUAGCAUUAUCUGAGUACCGAGAUUCGUGAGAAGAGUGCAUAGUACUCGAAUUUAUAGGUUUAAGUCGGAUGCAACAGUCUGAUCAUCAAGAACAAGUUUCUGGUAUCUCUUCAGCAACACAGAAGCCAUUUUUCGUUCGAAGAGAUGAAAGUGAAACGUUUACGCAUAGCAAGGUCUG
Messenger RNA from Schistocerca gregaria, 1489 nucleotides. Its product is annotated as tyrosine-protein phosphatase 2-like. NCBI's taxonomy places the organism in Eukaryota, Metazoa, Arthropoda, Insecta, Orthoptera, Acrididae. The transcript is spliced from 7 exons. Gene Ontology annotation, biological process: protein dephosphorylation. The record is from RefSeq and is a predicted model, not a curated record. Gene Ontology annotation, molecular function: protein tyrosine phosphatase activity. Bases 225 to 1232 code for a protein of 335 amino acids.